AUGGAUAUAUUUUUAGUAUUAAUUGGUUGUUAUGUUGUUUUUGCUGUAACGAUUUUAUAUACAUUAUUGUUAGGUCAAUCAGAAUUUCAUAGAGAUGGUUGUGUAGGAUCUUUAUAUAUAUUUUUAACUUCUGGUUUACAAGAUUGGUGUGUUGGAUUUUUUGCAAGAUGUUGUCCUAAAAAAUUAAAAAAUGGAUCAGCUUCAUGUUAUAAUUAUUUUAUGUAUAAACCAAAUAGAAUAUUACAAGGAUUCUAUUUAACUUUAGUUUUAUCAGGAUUUUAUUUCUUUUAUUUUGAUUGUUUCCCAUAUAUUGGUGGACCAUACAUUUCAUCAAAUCAUAAAUAUGGAGCAUUUUUUGCAAUCUCUUUCACUUUAUUCACAUUUGUUUUAUCAUCAAAUUCAACACCAGGUUAUAUAAAUGAUUCAAAUUAUAAAUUAUUUAAAAAUUCUUAUCCAUAUGAUAGAUAUCUUUAUAUUAAAAAAAAUUGUGAAUCUUGUAAUUUUAUAAAACCAGCAAGAUCCAAACAUUGUAGAAUUUGUGAUAGAUGUGUUGGUAGAUUUGAUCAUCAUUGUCCAUGGAUUAAUAAUUGUGUUGGAGAGAAUAAUUUAAGAUAUUUCUUAUUAUUUGUAUUUUCAACAUCAAUGUUAUGUAUGUAUGGUGCUUAUUUAUGUGGAUUUUCAAUGUAUAGUUUUAUGAAGAUAAAUGAUGUUAAAAAUUUAGGAUAUACAAAAGAUGGUGUAUGGACACCAAUUCCAACAGCGAUUUUAUUGAAAUAUAUAGCAUUUGAAUCACGUUCAAUCUUACCAUUAGGUGCAUUUUGUUUUGUAAUUUCAUUAUUUUUAUUUUAUUUCUUCUUUUAUCAUAUUUGGUUAAUUUCAAAGAAUACAACUACAAAUGAAUCUUAUAAAUGGCAAGAUAUUAAAGAUCAAAUUAAAAUUGAAAGAUUAAAACAAAAAAUUAUUGAUCAUGAAAAACUUGAAAAAGAUAACGAUAAUAACAAUAAAAAAGAUAACAAUAAAAAAGAUAAUAAUAAAAAAAAUAAUAAUAAAAAAGAUAAUAAUAAAAAAGAUAAUAAAAAAGAAAAUAAUAAUGAUAGUAUUGUAGAAAAAGUUAAUGAAAUUAUAAAGAAUGAAAUUGGUGAUUCAGAUGAAGAAGGUACAAAUUUAAAUAAAUUAAAGAAAAGAAAUAAAAGACAACAAUUAUCGUCAAAGGAAUCAAAAGAUAAAGAUGAAUUCUAUACAACCUUACCAUUACCAAAAACUUUUAAAGAAUUAAAAAAUAUUUAUAAUAAAGGUUUAAUAUCAAAUCUUUUGGAGGUUUUAUUACCUAAAAAGGUUUAA
Messenger RNA from Dictyostelium discoideum AX4, 1341 nucleotides. RefSeq lists its product as hypothetical. The record is from RefSeq and is a predicted model, not a curated record. The transcript has 4 exons. Gene Ontology annotation, cellular component: membrane. The coding region runs from base 1 to 1341 and encodes 446 amino acids. Gene Ontology annotation, molecular function: protein-cysteine S-palmitoyltransferase activity; acyltransferase activity; palmitoyltransferase activity. Lineage: Eukaryota; Evosea; Eumycetozoa; Dictyosteliales; Dictyosteliaceae.